GGCGGAAAGGGGCGGGACUUCCAGGCGAAGGCGGCAGGUUUGAAAAAUGACAACGGUCGGUGUUUGUUGAUUUGUCUGUCUGCCUGUAGCUGAUCCAGCAGCUCGCCGGCUUCUCUCCGGAGGCUGGUACCGCAGGCGGGGACUUUCAAGAUGGAAACUUUGUCAUUCCCCAGAUACAAUGCAGCUGAGAUUGUGGUUCAUAUUCGCAAUAAGUUAUUAACAGGAGCUGAUGGCAAAAACCUCUCUAAGAAUGAUCUUUAUCCAAAUCCGAAGCCUGAAGUCCUGCACAUGAUCUACAUGCGAGCCUUACAAAUAGUAUAUGGAAUACGGCUGGAGCACUUUUACAUGAUGCCAGUGAAUACUGAAGUCAUGUAUCCGCAUAUAAUGGAGGGCUUUUUACCAGUCAGCAAUCUGUUCUUUCACUUGGACACUUUUAUGCCCAUUUGCCGGGUGAAUGACUUUGAGAUUGCUGAUCUUCUGUAUCCAAAAGCAAAACGGACAAGCCGGUUUUUAAGUGGCAUUAUCAACUUUAUUCACUUCAGAGAAGCAUGCCGUGAGACAUACGGAGAAUUUCUUUUGCAAAAUAAAUCCUCUGUGGACAAAAUGCAGCAGUUAAACACUGCACACCAGGAAGCCUUAAUGAAAAUAGAGCGACUUGAUUCGGUUCCAGUCGAAGAGCAGGAAGAGUUCAAGCAACUUAUGGAUGAUAUCCAAGAUCUGCAGCAAUUGCUGAGUCAGGAGUUUCGGCAAAAAACGAUAGUGCUGCAGGAUGGAAAUACCCAAAAGAAAACAGAUAUUUCAGAGAAAACCAAGCGUUUGAAUGAACUAAAAUUGUCAGUGGUUUCUUUGAAAGAAGUUCAAGACACUCUGAAAACCAAAAUUGUAGAUUCUCCAGAGAAGGUAAAGAAUUUCAAAGAAAAAAUGAAAGAUACAGUCCAGAAGCUCAAAAAUUCCAGGCAAGAAGUGAUGGAGAAGUAUGAGAUCUAUAGAGAUUCAGUUGACUGCCUGCCUUCCUGCCAGCUGGAGAUGCAGUUAUAUCAGAAAAAAACACAGGACCUUGCAGAUGACAGAGAAAAGUUGAGCAGUAUCUUAAAAGAGAGUCUGAACUUGGAGGACCAGAUUGAAAGUGAUUCAUCAGAGCUGAAAAAAUUGAAGACUGAAGAAAAUUCAUUCAAAAGACUGAUGAUUGUGAAGAAGGAAAAGCUUGCCACAACACAGUUCAAAAUAAAUAAGAAACAUGAGGAUGUUAAGCAGUACAAACGAACAGUAAUUGAAGACUGCAAUAAAGUUCAAGAAAAAAGAGGUGCUGUCUGUGAGCAAGUAACCUCAAUUAAUCAAGAAAUCCAAAAAAUUAAAUUUGGAAUCCAGCAACUAAAAGAUGCUGCUGAAAGGGAGAAACUGAAGUCUCAGGAAAUAUUUGUAAACUUGAAAACUGCUUUGGAGAAAUACCACGAAGGCAUUGAGAAGGCGGCCGAAGAGUGUUAUGCUAGGAUAGAGGAGAAGACAGCCGAGCUGAAGCAGAGGAUGCUCAGAACGUCAUCCUGACGCCCAGCUGCAUUUUUCAGGAAGUGACUUUCUGUUCUUCGUUUCCGUUUGGGGGAGUUCUACUGAAGCUAACAGAGGACCAGAAACAUCAGAUGACAUUGCAUUCCUUAGGUUUCACACAUCUCAUUAGUGGUCAUUUUUAUGAUGAUGUGCUUUUUGUUUUUUCCUUGUGGUACUAGGGAGAGAACCUAGGGCCUUGUGCAUGAUAGGCAAGCACCCUACGCUAUGCUACAGCCCCAGACCCCAGCAUGCCCAUUUUUGUACACUUUCCUUGUAAUUAAAAUAACUUGUACAGCUUUUUAUGUCUCUGUCAUUUUUAUAUGUGCUGGUUGGAAUAAAACAGAUAGUUUCCUUUGAA
Messenger RNA from Nannospalax galili (Upper Galilee mountains blind mole rat), 1903 nucleotides. It is a transcript of the gene Nuf2, whose product is annotated as NUF2 component of NDC80 kinetochore complex. Bases 151 to 1545 code for a protein of 464 amino acids. The record is from RefSeq and is a predicted model, not a curated record. Gene Ontology annotation, biological process: kinetochore organization; meiotic chromosome segregation; mitotic spindle organization. Gene Ontology annotation, molecular function: protein-containing complex binding. Gene Ontology annotation, cellular component: kinetochore; Ndc80 complex. The transcript has 14 exons. Lineage: Eukaryota; Metazoa; Chordata; Mammalia; Rodentia; Spalacidae.